AUGACUGAUAUCCACUCGGGGCUCCAUGUGGGCCAGCGCUUCUCCUCGCUGGAGGAGUUCAAAACAGUGAUACGGAGCAUAUCUGUCAGACAACACUGGGAGCUUCGUGUAUCUAGAAGCAACAAGAAGAGCGUGGUCAUCGGUUGUCGAUCAUCGGCCAAUUGCUUCUUCCGGGUUGUUUGUCGUUCCAACAAGAACGCGACCUACAUCACCAGUCUCCAGGAUAGCCAUAGCUGUCCUCGCGGUGCAGAGUCUCCUUCGGCUACACCUGCUCGCUCUGAAGCUUCUCACGUGCGGUUCUUACUGAGUGAGAUCCCUAAGUUGUUCGACAUGAAAUCGAAGAUCAAGGCUCAAGAUGUCGUGGACGCUGUGAAACGCUACCAUGGAUAUGACAUCUCGAUGCGCCAGGCACAGCGAACACUCACCAAGCUUCAGCCACGCCAUACAGAUAGCCAGGGUGAGCAGUCGCUUGAUCUUGACAUGAGUGCUGGAGAACAGCAGUCGCCGGAGCAAUCUCCGUCGGAAUCUCAAGGCGAAGUGGCACAAGCCCUCAGGGAGAUGUCUGAGAAUCGGUGGCUCCCAGAUAAUCUCCCUUCACUGAUGGAUGAUGAACACAUUCAACCGAAUGAAGGCCCAAGCAAUAGCUUACCUGCUCCACCGUCUGGCCAACAAGCUCUGCCAGCUCCACCCCAGGUGCAACAUCCUCAUAUGCCCAACCCGUCGUUACUCCGCCAAAAUACACACCCGCUGGAUCUCUCACAGCCAGGAGCCGAAUACCAAACCACUGCCUCCAUGCCAGUAGCAGUAGCGGGACAACCGAAAGACCAGCCCUACACCCAGCGUAAUGACCACACGGGAAUCCCCCAGAUGAUUCUUACGAACUUCAAAAUUGAGUUUACCUGCACGACGUGCGGGUCCCUCAAUCAAAGCUUCUUCCCAAAUCAGGGCAACGUUACUGGUGCCAACUAUAUGCCUCACCACGCUGUACCAACACCCAGUCACGUCACGCGACAUCCUGUGCCAGCUCCCCAGAACGGAGUAGGUAAUAAUAACAACACAGUCGGUGAAGAUGCAGGGUAUAAUGUCAACGCCGCUACUACACCGACUAUGCAGAAUGCCUGGGCUGCUGGUGGCCUAGGAGUUCCCAUUGGACCGGCGCACACCUAA
Messenger RNA from Penicillium antarcticum, 1167 nucleotides. RefSeq lists its product as uncharacterized. The transcript has a single exon. Bases 1 to 1167 code for a protein of 388 amino acids. The record is from RefSeq and is a predicted model, not a curated record. Lineage: Eukaryota; Fungi; Ascomycota; Eurotiomycetes; Eurotiales; Aspergillaceae.